Messenger RNA from Zootoca vivipara (common lizard), 11286 nucleotides. The record is from RefSeq and is a predicted model, not a curated record. NCBI's taxonomy places the organism in Eukaryota, Metazoa, Chordata, Lepidosauria, Squamata, Lacertidae.
GGCGGCAACAUGGCGGAGUGAGCGACGGCGGCUGUGGCGGCGGCGUUUUCUGGCUCCACAACAACAGCGGGGGCUGCGGGGCGAGCUUCCCGCUCUCCUUCGCGCUGUCCCCCCCACCUCCAGCCCACCGCCGCCGCCCGGAAGCUUCUCCCGGCGGCCCACAGCGCGCAAGCCCCCGGCCGGCUGCCGGUCUCGGCCGCUUUUGUGGCGCCGUGAGGGGAGAAGCGGUGGAGGAGCGGCUUCGGCUAACGGGGCAGCGGCGCCCAUAAUAAUCCCUCAUUAUAGAGGCGGGCGCGGGAGCGGCUUCUGGGACGGCCCUUCGGCGGCGGCGGCUCCGGUCCGCUCCCUGCGGCCCCGCCGGGCGCUGCUGCUGCUGCUGUUGCUGCGGUUGUGCCGCUGCGGUGGAUGCGCAGCUUCUCGGCCAGGGCGGAGCGCGGCGGCGGCGGCGGCGGCAGGUAGUGUUGGCAGCGGCCGGGGCUAGAUGGCGAACGAGAAGCCGGGGUCGGGGCCGGAGCCGCAGCCGGCGCGGCUCAUCCCUGUCGGGGCCAGCAGCGGCGGAGGAGGAGUUGGAGGCGCCGCGGGAGCAGCAGUAGCAUCAGCAGCACCACCGCCACCAGCACCGACGACGACGACGACGACGGGAGGAGGAGGUGGUGGAGGUGGCUCGGCGGCGGCCGUGAUGGGGGAGCUGCGGGCGUCGGGCUCCGGGUCCGUGGUGCUUCCCGCCGGCAUGAUCAACCCGUCCGUGCCUAUUCGCAACAUCCGCAUGAAAUUCGCCGUCUUGAUCGGACUCAUCCAAGUCGGCGAGGUCAGCAACCGGGACAUCGUGGAGACCGUGCUGAACCUGCUGGUUGGUGGAGAAUUCGAUCUAGAGAUGAACUUUAUAAUCCAAGACGCAGAAAGUAUAACAUGCAUGUCAGAACUUUUAGAACACUGUGAUGUAACAUGUCAAGCAGAAAUUUGGAGUAUGUUCACCGCCAUCCUCCGGAAAAGUGUCCGCAAUUUACAGACCAGCACAGAAGUCGGUUUAAUUGAGCAAGUGCUACUGAAGAUGAGUACUGUGGAUGAUAUGAUCGCAGAUCUUCUCGUAGACAUGUUGGGGGUACUUGCCAGCUACAGCAUCACUGUCAAGGAGUUGAAACUUUUGUUCAGCAUGCUUCGUGGUGAAAAUGGAAUAUGGCCUAGACAUGCAGUCAAGCUCUUGUCAGUCCUUAAUCAGAUGCCACAGAGACAUGGUCCUGACACUUUUUUCAACUUCCCAGGCUGCAGUGCUGCAGCAAUUGCAUUGCCUCCUAUUGCCAAGUGGCCUUAUCAAAAUGGGUUUACGCUUAACACUUGGUUUCGCAUGGAUCCAUUGAACAAUAUUAAUGUAGAUAAGGAUAAACCGUAUCUCUAUUGUUUUCGCACUAGCAAAGGCGUUGGAUAUUCUGCUCAUUUUGUUGGCAACUGCUUAAUAGUCACAUCAUUGAAGUCAAAAGGCAAAGGUUUUCAACACUGUGUGAAGUAUGAUUUUCAGCCACGAAAGUGGUACAUGAUUAGCAUUGUACACAUCUACAAUCGCUGGAGAAACAGUGAAAUUCGCUGUUAUGUUAAUGGUCAGCUUGUAUCCUAUGGUGACAUGGCUUGGCAUGUGAACACAAAUGAUAGCUAUGAUAAAUGUUUUCUGGGAUCAUCUGAAACUGCUGAUGCAAAUAGAGUGUUUUGUGGACAACUUGGAGCAGUCUAUGUAUUCACUGAAGCUCUCAACCCAGCACAGAUAUUUGCAAUACAUCAGUUAGGACCAGGAUAUAAGAGUACUUUCAAAUUUAAAUCUGAGAGUGAUAUCCAUCUUGCUGAGCACCACAAGCAGGUUCUAUAUGAUGGGAAACUUGCAAGCAGUAUUGCCUUCACUUACAACGCUAAGGCUACUGAUGCUCAGUUAUGCCUUGAAUCCUCACCAAAGGAAAAUCCUUCCAUUUUUGUACACUCCCCACAUGCUCUUAUGCUUCAGGAUGUAAAAGCAAUUGUGACGCAUUCGAUCCACAGUGCAAUUCAUUCAAUAGGAGGAAUCCAAGUUCUUUUCCCUCUCUUUGCUCAGUUAGACAAUCGGCAGUUACAUGAUAGUCAAGUGGAAACAACAGUCUGUGCUACCCUCUUGGCUUUCUUGGUGGAACUUCUUAAGAGUUCAGUUGCCAUGCAAGAACAAAUGCUGGGUGGAAAAGGAUUCCUAGUUAUCGGCUAUCUCCUUGAAAAGUCGUCCAGAGUUCAUAUAACAAGAGCUGUACUGGAACAGUUUUUAUCUUUUGCAAAAUAUUUGGAUGGCCUCUCACAUGGAGCACCUUUAUUAAAGCAAUUAUGUGAUCAUAUCCUUUUCAACCCUGCUAUUUGGAUACAUACUCCUGCAAAGGUUCAGCUCUCGCUGUAUACAUACUUGUCUGCUGAAUUCAUUGGCACUGCUACAAUCUACACUACGAUACGUAGAGUAGGAACAGUAUUACAGUUAAUGCACACACUGAAAUACUACUACUGGGUGGUUAAUCCUGCGGAUAGCAGUGGCAUUACUCCUAAAGGUUUGGAAGGUCCUCGGCCAUCACAGAAGGAAAUCAUAUCACUGCGUGCAUUCAUGCUUUUAUUUUUGAAACAGCUGAUUUUGAAGGAUCGAGGUGUCAAAGAAGAUGAACUACAAAGUAUAUUAAAUUAUUUGCUAACAAUGCAUGAGGAUGAAAACAUACAUGAUGUACUUCAGCUGCUAGUGGCAUUAAUGUCUGAACAUCCGGCAUCCAUGAUACCUGCCUUUGAUCAACGAAAUGGGAUACGAGUGAUUUAUAAAUUAUUGGCCUCAAAAAGCGAGAGCAUCUGGGUGCAGGCACUGAAGGUGCUAGGAUAUUUUCUCAAACACCUGGGUCAUAAGCGAAAAGUUGAAAUCAUGCAUACUCACAGUCUGUUCACACUUCUUGGAGAGAGAUUGAUGUUGCAUACGAAUACUGUGACCAUUACAACUUACAACACACUUUAUGAGAUUUUGACAGAACAAGUUUGUACACAAGUCGUUCAUAAACCACACCCGGAGCCUGAUUCUACAGUGAAAAUUCAGAAUCCAAUGAUUCUCAAGGUUGUGGCAACUUUAUUAAAGAAUUCAACUCCAAGUGCAGAACUAAUGGAAGUUCGCCGCUUGUUUUUAUCAGAUAUGAUAAAACUUUUCAGUAACAGCCGUGAAAAUAGGAGAUGUUUACUUCAGUGUUCAGUGUGGCAGGACUGGAUGUUCUCUCUGGGAUAUAUCAACCCAAAGAACUCUGAAGAGCAGAAAAUUACUGAGAUGGUGUACAACAUCUUCCGCAUUCUUUUGUACCAUGCAAUAAAGUAUGAGUGGGGAGGAUGGAGGGUCUGGGUUGAUACUCUUUCCAUAGCCCAUUCCAAGGUCACCUAUGAAGCUCACAAAGAGUACCUAGCAAAAAUGUAUGAGGAAUAUCAAAGACAAGAAGAGGAGAAUAUAAAGAAGGGGAAAAAGGGGAAUGUUAGCACUAUCUCAGGCCUUUCAUCUCAGACAACAGGAGCAAAAGGUGGAAUAGAAAUUCGUGAAAUUGAAGAUCUCUCACAAAGCCAAAGCCCAGAAAGUGAAACGGACUACCCUGUUGGUACAGAUACUAGGGAUUUACUUAUUGCAACAAAAGUAUCUGAUGAUGUGCUUGGAAGCUCAGAUAGACCAGGGGGUGGUGUGCAUGUAGAAGUUCACGAUCUAUUAGUUGACAUAAAAGCAGAAAAGGUAGAAGCCACAGAAGUAAAGCUGGACGAUAUGGAUUUAUCACCAGAGACUUUGGUAACCAGAGAGAAUGGUGCCCUUGUGGAAGUAGAAUCCUUAUUGGACAAUGUAUAUAGUGCUGCAGUUGAAAAACUUCAGAACAAUGUUCACGGAAGUGUAGGCAUAAUUAAGAAAAGUGAAGAGAAGGACAAUGGUCCCUUGAUAACACUAGCUGAUGAGAAAGAUGAACCUUCUAACAAUACCUCAUUUCUUUUUGAUAAAAUACCCGGCCAAGAGGAGAAAUUGCUCCCUGAACUGUCCAGCAAUCACAUUACUAUUGCAAAUAUGCAAGAGACUCAGAUGCACCUUGGUGUGAAUGAUGACCUUGGACUCCUCGCUCACAUGACUGGUAGUGCUGACAUAGCAUGUAGCUCAAGCAUAAUAGAAGAUAAAGAAUUCAAGAUUCAUACCUCUGUGGAUGCAAUGGGCACAAUUUCUGAGAGAGACCUGGCUUCAUCAUCCAAAGGAUUAGAAUAUGCAGAAAUGGUUGCUACAACUCUUGAGACUGAGUCUUCCAGUGGUAAAACUGUACCAAAUGUAGAUGCAGGGAGUAUUAUAUCAGAUACGGAAAGAUCUGAUGAUGGGAAAGAAGUGGGGAAGGAAAUAAGAAAAAUCCAAACCACCACUACAACCCAAGCUGUGCAAGGUCGAUCUAUUACACAACAGGAUAGAGACCUGCGGGUUGAUUUGGGAUUUCGGGGAAUGCCCAUGACAGAAGAACAGAGGCGACAGUUCAGUCCCGGUCCACGAACAACAAUGUUUCGUAUUCCAGAAUUUAAAUGGUCCCCAAUGCACCAGAGGCUACUUACUGAUUUGCUUUUUGCUUUAGAAACUGAUGUGCAUGUUUGGAGAAGCCAUUCCACAAAGUCUGUCAUGGAUUUUGUCAAUAGCAAUGAAAAUAUUAUUUUUGUACAUAACACUAUCCACCUCAUUUCCCAAAUGGUAGACAAUAUUAUCAUUGCUUGUGGAGGAAUUCUACCAUUGUUGUCUGCAGCAACAUCCCCAACUGGUUCUAAGACUGAAUUGGAGAACAUUGAAGUAACUCAGGGUAUGUCAGCAGAGACAGCAGUGACUUUCCUCAGCCGCCUGAUGGCUAUGGUUGAUGUACUAGUAUUUGCCAGCUCGCUAAAUUUUAGUGAAAUUGAAGCUGAAAAAAACAUGUCUUCUGGAGGCUUAAUGCGACAGUGCCUAAGGCUUGUUUGCUGUGUUGCCGUGCGAAACUGUUUGGAAUGUCGACAGAGACAGAGAGAAAGGGUAAAUAAAUCUUCACUAAUCAGCAGUAAAACUCAGGAGACUCUUCAGGGUAUAAGUGCAACUACUACCGCUAAGACUCCACUGGAAAAUGUUCCUGGUAACCUAUCACCUAUUAAAGAUCCCGAUAGACUUCUUCAAGAUGUAGAUAUUAAUCGUCUUCGAGCAGUUGUAUUUCGUGAUGUGGAUGAUAGCAAGCAGGCUCAGUUUUUAGCUUUGGCUGUUGUUUACUUCAUUUCUGUGUUGAUGGUCUCCAAGUAUCGGGACAUACUCGAACCUCAACGAGAAACUGCAAGGUCUGGAAUCCAGGCAGGUAGAAAUAUCAGGCAGGAAAUAAAUUCACCAACAAGUACAGUUGUGGUCAUACCAUCUAUCCCACACCCAAGUUUGAACCAUGGAUUCCUUGCCAAGUUAAUUCCUGAGCAGAGCUUUACCCACUCAUUUUACAAAGAGACUCCUGCUGUAUUUCCAGAUAAUAUAAAAGAAAAAGAAACUCCGACGCCAGUUGAAGAUAUUCAGCUGGAAAGCUCCAUUCCUCAUACUGAUUCUGGAAUUGGAGAGGAGCAAAUGCCCAGUAUCUUGAACGGGACAGACUUAGAAACAAGCACAGGUCCUGAUGCUAUGAGUGAACUAUUGUCUACUUUGUCUUCUGAGGUGAAGAAAUCUCAGGAAAGUUUAACAGAAAGCCCCAGUGAAAUUUUGAAACCUGCAUCCUCAAUAUCAAGUAUCAGCCAAAGCAAGGGCAUCAAUGUCAAGGAAAUAUUAAAAAGCCUGGUGGCAGCCCCUGUUGAAAUUGCAGAAUGUGGGCCUGAUCCUAUUCCGUACCCUGAUCCUGCACUAAAGAGAGAAGCUCAGCCUAUUCUCCCAAUGCAGUAUCACUCCUUUGACAGGAGUGUUGUAGUGCCAGUGAAAAAACCUCCUCCUGGAAGCCUAGCUGUGACCACAGUUGGAACUGCCACAGCUGGAGGUGGAGUCCCACCCAGUAGUACACCUAAUAUAUUUGCUGCUACAGGAGCUACACCAAAAAGUAUGAUUAAUACAACAGGUGCAGUGGAUUCAGGAUCGUCAUCGUCAUCGUCAUCCUCUAGUUUUGUGAAUGGUGCUACCAGUAAGAACCUACCUGCUGUUCAGACAGUUGCACCAAUGCCAGAGGAUUCAGCUGAAAACAUGAGGGUUUCACAAAUGCACCAAAAACUAUCCAGUUGUGAUGAGCUCCUAUAUUCAAGUAUCACUGCAAAGCUUGAGAGAGCUUUGGAAAAAGUGGCCCCACUCCUUCGGGAAAUCUUCGUGGAUUUUGCCCCUUUCCUGUCUCGUACUCUGCUGGGCAGUCACGGACAAGAGCUUCUAAUAGAAGGCCUUGUUUGCAUGAAGUCUAGCACCUCAGUGGUCGAGCUUGUUAUGCUUCUUUGUUCACAGGAAUGGCAGAAUUCUAUACAGAAGAAUGCAGGACUUGCUUUUAUUGAGCUCAUCAAUGAAGGAAGACUAUUGUGUCAUGCAAUGAAGGACCAUAUUGUACGUGUUGCAAAUGAGGCAGAGUUUAUCUUGAACAGGCAGAGAGCUGAAGAUGUACACAAACAUGCAGAAUUUGAGUCACAGUGUGCCCAAUAUGCUGCUGAUAGAAGGGAAGAGGAGAAGAUGUGUGACCAUCUUAUCAGUGCUGCCAAGCAUCGAGAUCAUGUUACUGCGAAUCAACUGAAACAGAAAAUACUGAAUAUCCUAACAAAUAAGCAUGGUGCUUGGGGAGCUGUCUCACAUAGCCAACUGCAUGAUUUCUGGCGCUUAGAUUAUUGGGAAGAUGAUCUGCGUCGACGGAGGCGGUUUGUUCGCAACGCCUUUGGCUCCACCCAUUCUGAUGCAUUGCUCAAAGCUGCUGCGGAAUAUGGCACUGAGGAAGAUGUAGUGAAGUCAAAGAAAACCUUCCGAAGCCAAGCUGUUGUCAAUCAGAAUGCUGAAACUGAGCUCAUGCUGGAAGGAGAUGAUGAUGCUGUCAGCUUGCUUCAAGAGAAGGAGAUUGACAAUCUUGCAGGCCCCGUGGUCCUCAGCACGCCGGCCCAGCUCAUCGCGCCGGUGGUGGUAGCCAAGGGCACCCUCUCCAUCACCACCACCGAGAUCUACUUCGAGGUAGACGAGGAGGACCCGGCCUUCAAAAAGAUCGACCCUAAAGUUCUUGCUUAUACAGAAGGCCUUCAUGGAAAAUGGAUGUUCAGCGAAAUUCGAGCUGUUUUCUCAAGACGUUACCUUCUUCAGAAUACAGCCUUGGAGGUGUUCAUGGCAAACAGAACUUCCGUAAUGUUCAAUUUUCCUGACCAAGCAACAGUCAAAAAAGUUGUGUACAGUUUACCUCGUGUUGGAGUAGGAACCAGCUAUGGCUUGCCACAAGCUAGACGAAUUUCUCUGGCCACUCCCCGUCAACUAUAUAAAUCUUCCAAUAUGACUCAGCGUUGGCAACGAAGGGAGAUUUCAAACUUUGAGUAUUUGAUGUUUCUCAAUACUAUAGCAGGACGUACAUAUAAUGAUCUAAACCAAUACCCUGUAUUUCCAUGGGUAUUAACAAAUUAUGAAUCAGAGGAGUUGGAUCUAACCUUGCCAGGAAACUUCAGAGAUCUUUCAAAGCCCAUCGGUGCUUUGAAUCCAAAGAGAGCAGUCUUUUAUGCAGAGCGCUAUGAGACAUGGGAAGAUGACCAGACUCCACCUUAUCAUUAUAACACUCAUUAUUCAACAUCUACUUGUACCUUAUGCUGGCUCGUUCGCAUUGAACCCUUUACAACAUUCUUCCUCAAUGCAAAUGAUGGAAAAUUUGAUCACCCAGAUCGAACCUUUUCUUCAGUGGCAAGAUCUUGGAGAACUAGCCAAAGAGACACUUCAGAUGUGAAGGAGUUAAUUCCAGAGUUCUACUACCUACCAGAAAUGUUUGUCAACAGUAACGGAUAUAACCUUGGAGUGAGAGAAGAUGAAGUUGUUGUGAAUGAUGUUGAGCUUCCCCCUUGGGCAAAGAAGCCCGAAGACUUUGUGCGCAUCAAUAGGAUGGCUUUGGAAAGUGAAUUUGUAUCCUGUCAGCUUCAUCAGUGGAUUGAUCUUAUAUUUGGCUACAAGCAACGAGGACCAGAAGCAGUACGAGCACUUAAUGUUUUCCACUACCUGACAUAUGAAGGUUCUGUAAACCUUGACAGCAUCACUGAUCCAGUGCUCAGGGAGGCCAUGGAGGCACAGAUACAGAACUUUGGACAGACGCCAUCUCAGUUGCUUAUUGAGCCACAUCCGCCUCGGAGCUCUGCCAUGCACCUGUGUUUCCUUCCACAGAGUCCACUUAUGUUUAAAGAUCAGAUGCAGCAGGAUGUAAUAAUGGUUCUCAAAUUUCCAUCAAAUUCUCCUGUCACACAUGUGGCAGCCAACACGCUUCCGCAUCUUACUAUUCCUGCCGUGGUAACUGUGACUUGCAGCCGACUUUUUGCAGUGAAUAGAUGGCACAACACAGUAGGCCUCAGGGGAGCCCCAGGAUAUUCUUUGGAUCAAGCUCAUCAUCUUCCCAUUGAAAUGGACCCAUUGAUUGCUAAUAACUCUGGUGUGAACAAACGGCAGAUCACAGAUCUUGUGGAUCAAAGCAUUCAGAUCAAUGCUCAUUGUUUUGUGGUCACAGCCGAUAAUCGCUACAUUCUUAUCUGUGGUUUCUGGGACAAGAGCUUUCGAGUUUAUUCCACAGAAACAGGCAAGCUAACUCAGAUUGUGUUUGGCCACUGGGAUGUAGUCACUUGCCUUGCAAGAUCAGAAUCUUAUAUCGGCGGAGACUGUUACAUAGUCUCUGGCUCUCGUGAUGCUACAUUACUGCUGUGGUACUGGAGUGGCCGACAUCAUAUCAUUGGUGACAAUCCAAAUAGCAGUGAUUAUCCUGCUCCCAGAGCCGUUCUGACUGGUCACGAUCACGAAGUUGUCUGCGUAUCAGUGUGUGCCGAACUGGGACUUGUCAUAAGUGGUGCUAAAGAAGGACCUUGCCUGGUGCACACAAUUACUGGAGAUUUGCUGAGAGCACUUGAAGGAACAGAAAACUGCUUGUAUCCUCGCCUGAUUUCAGUAUCUAGUGAAGGCCACUGUAUCAUCUACUAUGAACGAGGCAGGUUCAGCAAUUUCAGCAUUAAUGGAAAACUCUUGGCACAGAUGGAAGUAAACGACUCAACCAGGGCUAUCCUCCUGAGCAGCGAUGGGCAGAACCUGGUUACGGGUGGUGAUAAUGGAGUCGUGGAAGUAUGGCAGGCUUGUGACUUCAAGCAGCUCUACAUUUACCCUGGCUGUGAUGCUGGCAUUAGGGCAAUGGACCUGUCUCAUGAUCAGAGGACUCUAAUUACUGGCAUGGCUUCUGGUAGCAUUGUAGCUUUUAAUAUAGAUUUUAAUCGGUGGCAUUAUGAGCAUCAGAAUAGAUAUUGAACCGGAGUGAAGAACUGAAAGCAAAGGCGAAAUUGAGAGCACAAGUGCUACUGAAAGGCAUAAUCUCUGGUGGAAAAACAAGUCUGCAUCAACCUCCGUUGUACAUUCCAUUACACCCAGCAAUAGCUGUCCAUUGUAGUCAGCAACCAUUUUACUUUGUGUGUUUUUUCACAACCGAACACCAGCUGCUGCAGAAAUGAGCUUGUAUCAUGUAAAUUAUAAUGACUUAGGAGAUGUUUUGGUAAUUAUUUCAUAUACCUUUGUUUACUGAGAAAAGCUAGUAGAGAACACGUCACAAGAGACUUUUGAAUAUUCUGAGGAAACUUGUGUCCGGUUGUUACAAUGUUUGGAGCCAUGAACCUAGCAUACAUUUCCCAUUUCCAGCCUCUUUUCAAGCUGAAAAUAAUAAUUAAAAGGAUUUAAAAAAAACUACGUUUGAUACUUUGUACAUCAGAUGCACAUCUUAACUUUAAAGGGAUACUUUUGUAAAAGUAAAACCUUGUAUAAAGAACAAAAAAAAUGUUUCUUAACUUUAUUGUGGAGUUACAACUUGCAUGUACUUUAAACCUGAAUGUCUUGGUGAAACGGCGACAUUCACAGGUUGAAGUGAACUGCCUAAGGGCCCAGCUUGCAUUUAAGGGUUGAAAUGGGGCACAAGCCGCAGUUUUGUCAUUGCCACUGAAAUAUGGUUUGCUCUUUUCAAUCUCAAGCCACCCCCCUUCUAAGUGGAGUUUUUGCUUAUGACAUGAAGCAUUUGGAUGUGAAGCCAUUGUUUGCCAUAUUUAUGCGUUGUAAGAGGAAGAGAAAAUCCUUCCUUUAUUAAUUUAGUACCGCGAUAGAAAGGCAGGAGCACGGAAGAGAGAUGAGGAUGCUUGCGUGCUUAAUGACUCCCACCAAAGCAAGAGUGCUAGACUUCUAGAUUCAUCACAUUUGGCAUACUGUACAUUGCAGGGAGAGAGCAAUUAAGAUUUUCUCUUCAUUUCCUUGGAAAUAAAGCUUGGUUAAAAAGGACCUUAGCUUCAUUGGGGUUGUUCUUUUACAUUCUUCUGAAAGUCACGCGUUAAGCCACAUUCUCUGUUGACGGCACUUCAUGUCUGACAAUACUGUAACGAUGACUAUCAGGAUAAUUUGCCGCACAUUCUACGGAUCAAGUAACACACCCAGGGGUAUAUACACUUUACUUCAUGUUUCUUCUUUGUAUAUUUGGUGACUGUAUUGUCAUAGAUGUACAUAUUGUGUCGGUAGGGCUAUGAGGCAUGUAACAGGAAUGUAAUUUUCUCAGACUUUACACUCACUUGCAGUCAUUUAUUUAAAAAAGAUAAAAACAAGGUAACGGAUUCUUUGUACUGGCACCAGAAACAUAUCAUUAUUUAUUGAUGUGAUUCUUAUUUGUUCUCCACCUUGUAUUAGUAAGUUUUAGCACUAAAUACCUUCUUCAUUGUUGUUUGUAUUUAUAAAAUUCUGAAAUCAUGGGGAAUCAAUGUAAUGAUUAAGUUAUUCAUCAUUGGUCUGUAAGCAAUAUCUUGAGUUUUUAGCUUAGAAUUGGGAGAAUAUUGAACAUCUGGAAGAUAAGUUCAUUUCAUCUCAAGAUCAUGGUGAAAUAUUUUGGAUAUAUAAAUUCCUUAAGCUAUUGUAACCAUGUUUUAUUGCAAAGAUGUAAAAUAUGCCAGAUGUGUGUGAGUUGGAAAUCAAAAAGAAAAAUAAAAUAUGCAAAGAAUUCAUGGAUUGCUUCUCUUUUUAUUGAACAUUUGACCCAAAUGUCAUGAUGCUAGUGGAAAAGGAAAUUCUAAUUUUUAGUCAGAUGCAGUGCCUGCAAAAUUAACUCAGAAAGAUGCAAU